AUGCCCACGAAAUUCAAGCUGAACACCGGGGCAGAGAUCCCAGCCAUUGGAUUCGGCACCUGGCAGGAUGCGAGCGAGCAGGAAGAUGCUGUAGCAGAGGCAAUCAAGGUAGGAUAUCGUCACAUCGAUACCGCACGCGCUUAUUGCACUGAAAAGGCUGUCGGCAAAGGCGUCAAGAAAAGCGGCAUCCCGCGCAAAGAUAUCUUCAUCACGACCAAGCUAUGGAACAACAAGCACCACCCAGACGACGUAGCACCGGCUCUGCAGCAAUCCCUGGACGAUCUGGAAAUGGACUACGUUGAUCUGUUCCUGAUGCACUGGCCCGUCGCCUGGAAACGAGGCGAGGAACUCUUUCCGAUGAAAGAUGAGAAGCCGAUCAUGGAGAAUAUCGAUAUCAUCGACACGUACAAGGCAAUGGAACAGCUUCUUAAAACCGGCAAGGUAAAGGCAAUUGGCGUCUCGAAUUUCGACAAGUCUGAGAUGGAACGCCUGAUCAAGAAUACUUCCGUUGUUCCCGCUGUGCACCAGAUGGAAUGUCAUCCGUGGCUGCAGCAGCAUGAUUUCACAGAGUGGAACCGAGACAAGGGUAUACACGUCACUCACUACUCGCCGUUUGGUAACCAGAACGCUCUCUAUGGCGAGAAGGCCGGGCCUGCAAAGCUGCUCGAGGAGCCUGUGUUGGCGGAGAUAGGUGAGCCAUAUAACAAAAAUUCAGCCCAGGUUGCUCUUGCUUGGGGAGUCUCGCAGGGCCACUCGGUGCUGCCGAAGUCUAAAACACCCUUGAGGAUCAGGGCCAACCUGGGAGGAGACUUCAAGCUGAGCCCAGAAGACAUGAAGAAAAUUGGAAAAAUCAACAAGAAGGUCCGUUUCAACGAUAGCGGUGGGGAGUUUGGCAGAGACUUCUUCGAUGGUCUAGAGGGAAAGUCAGCCCAUGGGUUUGCCUUAGUAACCCCUGCCUCGCGAGGACUGGGGUUCGCCAUCGCACAGCAGCUCCUGACCCGGACCGAGCUCCCAGUGAUUGCAACAGCCCGUAAGAACUGCGAUGAACUCCAAGAACGAUUGUUGUCGAGCAAGGGCAUACCAAAAGACGCAGAGCAGAGACUCCGCAUUCUCCAAGUUGACGUAACAGAUGAGUCUACGAUAUCAGCAAUGGCAGACACGAUCCGUGAGAAGUAUCCAAACACACUGCUCAGGCUAGGAUUGACAAUCCCCGGUAUUUUGCACGCGGAAAAAUCACCCAGUAAAAUCGACGCUGCCAAUGCGCUGGAGAGCUUCAAAGUCAACACCCUCGGCCCGAUGUUACUCAUGAAGCACCUCUCCCAAUUUGUCCCCUUGAAAUCCUCACCAGAAUUCCCGACAAUAGAGUCCAGCUCUGCAAUCAACUCUCAAGGACCGCUGUGGCUGCCCUCGCAUGCUAUCUACGCGAUGAUGGCCGCUCGAGUCGGCUCAAUAUCCGACAAUGCCUCGGGCGGAUGGUAUUCCUACCGUGCAAGUAAGGCUGCUGUAUUCCAAUUGGCCAAGACUUUUGAUUUGCAUUUGCGCGCGAAGAGUGCGCAGAGGGCAAUUGCUGUGGCAUUGCACCCUGGGACAGUGCACACAGAGUUCACCAAGGAUUAUUGGGGAACGAGGGAAAUGCUGGAGCCGGCCGACGCGGCCGACAAGCUGUUGGAGGUGCUUGUGGGGUUAUCAACGGAGGCUAAAGGGGGGAGAGGGAGGUGUUGGGAUUGGAUGGGGAAGGAGAUUUUACCGUGA
Molecule: messenger RNA, 1752 nt
Organism: Penicillium expansum
Lineage: Eukaryota; Fungi; Ascomycota; Eurotiomycetes; Eurotiales; Aspergillaceae
Product: Short-chain dehydrogenase/reductase SDR
Exons: 6
Coding region: 1-1752 (583 amino acids)
Cellular component (GO): cytosol
Molecular function (GO): aldose reductase (NADPH) activity
Source: RefSeq, a predicted model, not a curated record